Heterostelium album PN500 is the source of this 765-nucleotide messenger RNA. RefSeq lists its product as uncharacterized. The transcript has 2 exons. Lineage: Eukaryota; Evosea; Eumycetozoa; Acytosteliales; Acytosteliaceae. The record is from RefSeq and is a predicted model, not a curated record. Bases 1 to 765 code for a protein of 254 amino acids.
AUGAAUGUAGCACUAUUUUUUCUACACUUCCAAAACAAAACAACAAAGAAGUCCAACAAUUCAUUAAAGUACAUUUCGAAUAAGCCAUAUAUUAUCAUUUGUAUUGUUUGUACACUCGAUAAGCCCAGCAGUUCAUUUUACUUUAUCGAUUUAGCACAUUUGGUCAACUCUCUUUGCAGUAGUGAUACUGGUGACACUGAUCAAAUAAAUGUUGUAUCACUAUCAAAGUUAUGUGAAGAUUGGAUGAUAUUCAUGGAAGCAUCGCCGUGGGUAGAUGAAGUAUAUGGACAAAAAACAGGUUUAGAACUAUAUUCAUUUGACAUUGGUAACCAGUACUUCACAAAUCAGAUAUUGAAACUUUCAAAAGAGAACAACUUUUAUUUUGAAAAGAUUCACAAUAUUUUAAAUGGAAAUCCGUACUAUCAAAGUGACCAAGGUGUAAAACCAACUCAUGGAUUUGUGGUUAUAGAUACAAAUGAAAAAGUUGUUGCAUUUUGUUUCAUCACACGAUACCCAACCCAAGAUAUUUAUAUUGACUAUGUGUUUGUCUGUUCGACUCAAGGCAAACAAAUAGGAGCAAACCUUUUUUGUUCAGUGGUAGAGAGUUUACAGCCUAGACCAAAAGUGAUUUUUAUUGAAAGUAAGAUAUCGCCACAGGCUGAACACUUUUGGUUCAAUAAAAUUCAGUUUACACCUGAGGAAGACAAUGAAGGUCAAAAAUUUCUAAAGAUUGCUGAUAGAUCAAAUUUUCAACUAAUAAAAUAG